AUGACGCUGGAGGACGUCUAUCAAAUUCUACGGAUUUUGAUCACAAGUGAGCUAGUUGAGUAUGAUGUGGAGGAGGUCGACGAGACCGAUGCUCUGCAGGAGAUGUUUGUUAAUCCCCAUAUUGUAGGCUACUCAGUGGCAUGGCAAGACAUGGUAGACAACUAUGCCCCACUCCCUUUAGUUUUGGCAGGGCCAGGAGAGACGAUUCCUACACUAGAGGAGGUCAAUGAUAAUGAUGAUCAGGGAAGAGGGGGAGUUCGCCGAGAUGGGAGGAAAAGCGGUAGAGGGAGGAGGGGUGGUAGGAUUGUUGUAGGUGGUGUGAUUGGACAUGGUUGGGGAGGAGGUGGUGUUGGGGAAGGAGGAGGAGAUGAGGGAGGAGGAGGAGUGGUGAGGGGUAGAGGAGGUGUAGUGAGGGGUAGAGGAGGAAGAUGGAGGAUGGAUCGGAUUGGGCAGGGAGGGCCAGUGUAG
Messenger RNA from Cryptomeria japonica (Japanese cedar), 468 nucleotides. RefSeq lists its product as uncharacterized. NCBI's taxonomy places the organism in Eukaryota, Viridiplantae, Streptophyta, Pinopsida, Cupressales, Cupressaceae. The transcript is spliced from 2 exons. The coding region runs from base 1 to 468 and encodes 155 amino acids. The record is from RefSeq and is a predicted model, not a curated record.